UUGGAACUCGGCAAGGAGGACCAGACUUUGCACAGUGGCGGAAGUGACGACAUUCUAGCUCCAUCCUGCCAAGGUUUGUGUUAAUUGCACGGUAGCUGCGCAUCAACCCAGGAAUACAUUUUUACUGCCAGACCAUGGAAGUUGACUGCAACCCGAUGGAAUUGCCCAUUAACCCCAUCUACGACCAAGAUCCUGAAUUCAACGAUCUGGAAGGGACCGAAGUGAAAGACAUGAGGCUGGAGGCUGAAGCCAUCGUAAACGACGUCUUGUUUGCCGUCGGGAACAUGUUUGUCUCCAAAAACCUGCCGUGCGCGGAGGACGUGGCCUACAUCAACGUGGAGAUAAAGGAAGGAACCAGAUACUGUCUUGAGCUCACGGAAGCCGGCUUAAGGGUGGUUGGCUACUCCUUCGAUCAGGUGGACGAAGAGUCUCGCAAUCCCUACCAUGAAACUGUUUACUCAUUGCUGGACACCCUCAGCCCGGCGUACCGAGAGGCGUUCGGAACCGCCCUACUCCGGCGGCUGGAAGCUCUCAAAAGAGAUGGACGGUCUUGAUUGCUUAAGCAACUUGAUCCAAAGUAUCCGUCCUGGAUUUUGGAAGCUUGCCAUUCGUUCCUCCGCAUUCUGCUGGGUGCCGGCAUGUUUGUGAUUUGCUCUAGUGCGUCUUGGCGCUCUCAAAGAUUUAAAUGCUUUUUACUGUCUUUUCUGGUUUUUUCACUAAAGUGGGAAUCUGCGGGACUUUUGCGGUCUCAGCUUGCCAACCCUGGUAAGUUUUUCAUCUACAUGAUGCCUAGUUUAGUCAGUUAGGACAUUAACUAUGCAUUAUGCGGGGCCGAGCCUCUCGCAGGAGACGCUGAAUGGGCUCGACCUGUCAUACUGCAUUGCUGAAACCGCAGAUGUCUCCCGGACCCGCUUUAGUUAAUAAACCCCCUUUUGGUGUGUC
Spea bombifrons (plains spadefoot toad) is the source of this 942-nucleotide messenger RNA. It is a transcript of the gene GSKIP, whose product is annotated as GSK3B interacting protein. Gene Ontology annotation, cellular component: cytoplasm. The record is from RefSeq and is a predicted model, not a curated record. The transcript has 3 exons. Gene Ontology annotation, molecular function: protein kinase A binding; kinase regulator activity. The coding region runs from base 135 to 554 and encodes 139 amino acids. NCBI's taxonomy places the organism in Eukaryota, Metazoa, Chordata, Amphibia, Anura, Pelobatidae. Gene Ontology annotation, biological process: regulation of canonical Wnt signaling pathway.